AUGCAUCAUGGUAUAUGUCGAGGAGAAAUGCAUAAAGGCCAUCUGCGUGUUGAUGCGAAUGUAUCCCUGUCACAUGGAGGGAAUAAAGGAGUUAGAACUGAGGUGAAGAAUAUCAACAGCUUGCGGCAUUUACAUACUGCCAUCAAUUUUGAGAUUAAUCGGCAAUAUGAAGUGAUAUCGAGUGGAAAUAGAGUGGUCAACGAGACAAGGACAUGCGAUGAACACGGGUGA
Cooperia oncophora is the source of this 231-nucleotide messenger RNA. NCBI's taxonomy places the organism in Eukaryota, Metazoa, Nematoda, Chromadorea, Rhabditida, Trichostrongylidae. The record is from the annotation of a GenBank genome assembly.